ACUGCAAAAGUGGACAGGCCAAAACACAACGGCCUAAUCUUAAUGUCACCUUAGCCAAAGAAAAUGGCAGCGAUGGCGCGGCUGCAACUCCUGCACCUUCGGGCUCCCUUCGUCAAAUCCUCUAGAGUCCUAUCUUUUCCUUACUCAACCAAUCUGCGCGCUUCUCAUCGCCGCCAAUUCUCUGGUACUCCGCCUCUCUGCUGCUCUUACUCCUCCUCCGAGAGCUUUCCGGCGUCGAACGGUGGAUCGAGUGCUUCCAUAGUUGGAGAUCUUCUCGACUUCCUCAAUGAAUCCUGGACUCAGUUCCACGCCACUGCUGAAGCAAAAAGACAGCUAAUUGCGGCUGGUUUUCACUUGCUAAAUGAGAAUGAUGAGUGGGACCUGAAGCCUGGAGGAAGAUACUUCUUCACUAGGAAUAUGUCUUGUUUGGUUGCUUUUGCUAUAGGAGAAAAGUACAGUGUUGGUAAUGGCUUCCACGUUAUUGCUGCACAUACUGACAGUCCAUGCCUCAAACUUAAACCAAAAUCAGCUUCAUCCAAAUCUAAUUACCUGAUGGUGAAUGUACAGACUUAUGGAGGUGGUCUGUGGCAUACUUGGUUUGAUAGGGAUUUAAGUGUUGCAGGAAGGGUCAUAGUUAGAACUAGCAAUGGUUCCUUUGUGCAUAAGCUUGUUAAAGUGAAAAGACCUCUUCUACGAGUACCCACACUGGCCAUCCAUCUUAACCGUACAGUGAACACAGAUGGAUUCAAGCCAAACCUAGAGACUCAUCUUGUUCCACUACUUGCAACAAAACCAGAAGAACCAUCUUCAGAAUCAAAAGAGAAGAGCACAUUAUCUUCCAAAGAUGCUCAUCAUCCACUACUUAUGCAGAUUUUGUCAGAUGAGUUGAGUUGUAAUGUGGAUGACAUUGCCAAUAUUGAGUUGAACAUUUGUGACACGCAACCCAGCUGCCUUGGAGGUGCAAACAAUGAAUUCAUAUUCUCUGGAAGAUUAGAUAAUCUUGCUUCAAGUUAUUGUGCUUUGAGAGCUCUGGUUGAUUCAUGCGUGUUGCCUGUGGAUUUAUCAAGUGAACAUGCCAUACGAAUGAUUGCUUUAUUUGACAAUGAGGAGGUUGGUUCAGAUUCAUUCCAGGGAGCUGGUGCACCAACCAUGUUCCAGGCUAUGAGACGCAUUAUUGGUUCCUUAUCUCAUCAGUAUAUUGGUGAAAGUGCCUUUGAUCGUGCAAUUCGCCAAUCUUUUCUUGUAUCUGCUGACAUGGCCCAUGGAGUUCACCCAAAUUUCAUGGAUAAGCAUGAAGAACAUCAUCGACCAGAAAUGCAUAAGGGUCUUGUUAUCAAGCACAAUGCAAAUCAGCGUUAUGCUACUAGUGGAAUUACAGCUUUUCUCUUCAAAGAAGUUGCAAAAAUUCAUAACCUUCCAACUCAGGAAUUUGUUGUAAGGAAUGAUAUGGGAUGUGGAUCCACCAUUGGUCCCAUACUUGCUUCAGGGGUUGGCAUUCGUACUGUUGACUGUGGCAUUGCUCAGCUUUCUAUGCACAGUGUCAGAGAGGUAUGCGGAACAGAAGAUAUAGACAUUGCUUACAAGCAUUUCAAGGCAUUUUACCAAACUUUCUCCAGUAUAGACAGGAGGCUCAUUGUGGACUGAUUGUAAAGUUUAUAUUUAUUAACAUGUCCAUUCAGACAGACAGACAGAGAGAGGUGAAAUUCAUUUUUCUUAUAUAUCUUUAGCUCUUAGAACUUCAUCAUUUAACAAAAAUAUAAAAUAUUUUUCCUAGGAGAUAGAUAUUGGAUGGUAAGAACUAGUAGAGUACUGUGGUUAAAAUAAAUGCUCUCAAUACUUUGCCUCUCUAUGGUUGGCAUGGAACAAAGAGUAGCAAUGUGGAUCUGGUCCAUGAAUUUCAUUUAUAGAAUCAUGGUUUGCUGGACUCAUUAUGUUUUGAGGUGGAAGUGGAAUCUUCGCUAGGGCAUUGACUGGUGCCUGCUUUUGUAAGCUUUUGCUUCAACUCUGACAACAGAACCUGGUUCUCCUGAUUAAGCUGUUGAGCCUUCUUCCUCAGCCGCUCAUUUUCUUGUAUUAUGUGGUAGUUCUGCCAAUAUAGCUGUGAGUUAGCCUUAUCCAUACCUUCUUUUAUGUUGCCCUGAACUCAUGCAAAACAUAGAUGAAAGAAUCAGAAAAAUAGUAAAGUCAGGUGGUAUUCCUGAACUUGUUUUCCAUAAAUGCUUGAAUAUUUAGAGAAUAGUAAAGGAAAAUGAAUUUCAGAAUUUGAUUGAGUUGCACAUAGAUUAUAGUGGCAUGCUAAUUUCGUCUCUUCUCUUCUGGAUCACCGUUUAAGUUGUGUCUUGUGCCACUUAGAAGAACAGCUGGACUUCGGUUUUGGUGAAAGAGGAUAUGAGAAACAAACCUGGAAACCUUGAACUGAGGGGAAAGACAGGAACAAGAGGCAAACCUCUGUCAAAGAAGACCGACGGAAGCUAGAGUUGUGGGUUUGGUUUAAAUAUACUGCAAACACAAUGAGAGGCAGAAACAAGGGUCUGAAAACUGCAGGAUGGGUUGCUCAAAACAACAGACACCCAUAUGCAAAGCCUUCUUGUCUGCCUUUUUCCAGUAGGAGG
This is a messenger RNA of Rubroshorea leprosula, 2612 nucleotides long. The record is from the annotation of a GenBank genome assembly. Lineage: Eukaryota; Viridiplantae; Streptophyta; Magnoliopsida; Malvales; Dipterocarpaceae.